This is a messenger RNA of Funneliformis caledonium, 372 nucleotides long. NCBI's taxonomy places the organism in Eukaryota, Fungi, Glomeromycota, Glomeromycetes, Glomerales, Glomeraceae. The record is from the annotation of a GenBank genome assembly.
AUGAAUUCCGGCGAAAAUAGUAAUAGUUUAAACUUGUCCAAAAAUACAUUAAAACAAAAAAAACUUGAUCAUUUUGGAAUAACAGGUAAUUUAGUUCAAGGGAAAGGAACUCAGAGUGAAAAUAUUUCAAUUAAAAGAAAAAAUGAUGAAAAUAUAAAAUCCACGAUAACAGCUACUCUUCAGGAGCUUGAAGGCUUAUCAGGACAAGCUUUAUUAAGAAAGAUUUUAGAGAACAAAUUGUAUACAUUAUAUGAUGAUAAUAAACAUGUUUAUUAUCAAAGUUGUCAAAAACCAAUAACACUACGUCGUUCAAAUGAUGGAGCUAGGUUAAAAGAACAUAUCAUUACUCCAAUGCAUAUUGGAAAAUCCUAG